Aspergillus pseudonomiae is the source of this 1951-nucleotide messenger RNA. Its product is annotated as UbiD family decarboxylase. Gene Ontology annotation, cellular component: cytoplasm. The record is from RefSeq and is a predicted model, not a curated record. Gene Ontology annotation, molecular function: carboxy-lyase activity. Lineage: Eukaryota; Fungi; Ascomycota; Eurotiomycetes; Eurotiales; Aspergillaceae. The transcript has a single exon. Gene Ontology annotation, biological process: ferulate metabolic process; cinnamic acid catabolic process. The coding region runs from base 100 to 1611 and encodes 503 amino acids.
AGGGGAGAUCCUGGCAGUGGCCGACACACCAACACCCACACAAUUCCAUCGAAUAACAGUCUAAACUUGUAUUUUACCAUCUGUACCAGCGAAGCAAAUAUGGCCGCGUCUACCGAAGUCGAUCAUUCCUUCCGCGCUUUCGUCGAAGCCCUCAGGGCCGACGAUGACCUGGUCGAGAUCAACACCGAAGUCGACUCGAACCUGGAAGCCGCCGCGAUCACUCGUCUUGUCUGCGAAACCGACGACAAGGCCCCCCUCUUCAACAACCUCAAAGGCAUGGGAAAGAAUGGCCUGUUCCGUAUCCUGGGCGCUCCCGGCUCUCUCAGAAAGUCCAAACGAGACCGCUACGGCCGUCUCGCCCGCCACCUGGCCCUGCCCCCUACCGCUAGCAUGAAGGAGAUCCUUGACAAGAUGCUCUCCGCUUCCCGGCUACCUCCCAUUGACCCUAAGAUUGUCGAAACCGGUCCCGUAAAGGAGAAUUGUCUUGAAGGCGAUGAAAUCGAUCUCACAGCACUCCCAGUGCCGAUGGUGCACAAGUCCGACGGUGGAAAAUACUUACAAACAUACGGUAUGCAUGUUGUGCAGUCUCCUGAUGGGAAAUGGACCAACUGGUCUAUCGCCCGUGCGAUGGUCAAGGACAAGAACCACCUGACCGGGUUGGUGAUUGAACCCCAACAUAUCUGGCAAAUCCACCAAAUGUGGAAAGAGGAGGGCAAGGAUGUCCCAUGGGCUCUAUGCUUCGGAGUUCCUCCUGCCGCUAUCAUGGCCUCAUCGAUGCCCAUCCCGGACAGUGUUACUGAGGCUGGGUAUGUUGGUGCCAUGACUGGUCGCGCCUUGGAGCUCGUCAAGUGUGAUACCAACCAUCUGUACGUUCCCGCUAAUGCGGAGAUCGUGCUUGAGGGUACCCUCUCCAUUACUGAAACUGCCGACGAGGGCCCCUUCGGUGAAAUGCAUGGCUACGUUUUCCCCGGCGAUAGCCACAAGUGUCCCGUUUACAAGGUCAACAAAAUCACCUACCGCACUGAUGCCAUCCUUCCCAUGUCCGCCUGUGGUCGCCUGACCGACGAGACCCAUACUAUGAUUGGCUCCUUGGCCGCAGCCGAAAUCCGCAAAAUCUGCCAGCUAGCUGGCCUCCCUAUCACUGACACAUUUUCGCCCUUCGAGGCACAGGUUACCUGGGUGGCUCUCAAAGUCGAUACCGCCAAGCUUCGUGAAAUGAAGCUAACACCAAAAGAGCUUCAAAAAUGGGUCGGAGAUGUGGUGUUUAACCAUAAGGCCGGGUACACCAUCCACCGCUUGGUCCUGGUUGGCGAUGAUAUUGAUCCGUAUGAGUGGAAAGAUGUCAUGUGGGCUUUCGCGACGCGGUGUCGCCCCAAUGCAGAUGAGACAUUCUUUGAGGACGUCCGGGGAUUCCCGCUCAUCCCUUACAUGGGCCACGGCACAGGCUCACCCACCACGGGUGGCAAGGUUGUUUCCGACGCUCUGAUGCCCAAGGAGUACACCACGGGCGCUGAUUGGGAAGCCGCUGACUUUGAGCACUCCUAUCCGGAGGAGAUCAAAGCAAAGGUGAGGGCCAACUGGGAGGCUUUGGGAUUCAGAAGACAGGAAUAAAUUAUGUGUACAGUAUAUUAGGCAUAUAAAUAGUGGGGUUGCUUGGUAAUAGAAUGAGUCAACGAGGAUAGUUUGUUUUGAAAGAGAAACGCGAUAGGAAACUGGGCCUUUCUAUCCACAUGCUUUAGAGAAAUAAAGGUAUCGCACGGCACACCUGCUGUGGAACCUCGGAGGGGACGUUGUGCUGACUGGCGCAAAGAGCUGAAGUGAUAGGUUGUGCGGAGGUAGGCAGAGGAUGACUUCUACCAUCGUAACGGAGAGGCCCCAGUCCUAGAUGACGCGAGUUGCAUAUUUUGCACGCCGUAUAAGACUCGAUGACUGCUGUUUGUAAGAUGAAGGC